Messenger RNA from Urocitellus parryii (Arctic ground squirrel), 4383 nucleotides. It is a transcript of the gene Gtf2i, whose product is annotated as general transcription factor IIi. Gene Ontology annotation, molecular function: DNA binding; DNA-binding transcription factor activity. Gene Ontology annotation, cellular component: nucleus. The record is from RefSeq and is a predicted model, not a curated record. NCBI's taxonomy places the organism in Eukaryota, Metazoa, Chordata, Mammalia, Rodentia, Sciuridae. Gene Ontology annotation, biological process: transcription by RNA polymerase II.
GGAGGGUGAGAGAGAAGCUCGGAGAGCAGAGAAAAGGGGCCACCCGGUCGCCCCCCCCCCGCUUCCCCGCACGCGCUCUCCAGCCGGGCCGCCCUCCUGCAGCAGUUACCCCGGCCUUUCCCCUCUGUCCCCCGAGAGCGGAACGAGGCGCUGAGUGAGGCCCUGCCGGGGCGGCCAUGCGGCGGUGACAGGAGCGCGGCCGAGACGCACUGGCCCCUCGCCCUCACCUCCCGCCCGCUCACAGCUCCCUCAGCCGAGGCUGCUCCGCGGCGGCCUCAGCGCGCGCGGCCCCCACUCGCGCCCUUCGUACUCCGGCCCCGCGCUGCCCGGAGGCGGCUGCACUCGGGGAUCAUGGCCCAGGUAGCAAUGUCUACCCUGCCCGUUGAAGAUGAGGAGUCUUCGGAGAGCAGGAUGGUGGUGACCUUCCUCAUGUCUGCCCUCGAGUCCAUGUGUAAGGAGCUGGCCAAGUCCAAGGCGGAAGUGGCCUGCAUCGCGGUAUACGAGACAGACGUGUUUGUGGUCGGAACCGAGAGGGGUCGUGCUUUCGUCAACUCCAGAAAGGAUUUCCAGAAAGAUUUUGUAAAAUACUGUGUUGAAGAAGAAGAAAAGGCAGCCGAGAUGCAUAAGAUGAAGUCCACACCUCAGGCCAGCCGGAUGAGUGUGGAUGCCGUAGAGAUCGAGACGCUCAGGAAAACAGUUGAGGACUAUUUCUGCUUUUGCUAUGGGAAAGCCUUAGGCAAAUCCACGGUGGUGCCUGUCCCGUAUGAGAAGAUGCUUAGAGACCAGUCGGCUGUGGUAGUGCAGGGCCUUCCAGAGGGAGUCGCCUUCAAACACCCUGAAAAUUAUGACCUUGCAACCCUGAAAUGGAUUUUGGAGAACAAAGCAGGGAUUUCCUUUAUCAUCAAGAGACCCUUCCUAGAGCCAAGGAAACACCUGGGUGGUCGUGUGAUGGUAACAGAUGCUGAAAGGUCCCUGUUGUCUCCAGGUGGAAGUUGUGGCCCCAUCAAAGUGAAAACGGAGCCCACAGAAGAUUCUGGCAUUUCUCUGGAAAUGGCAGCUGUGACGGUCAAGGAGGAGUCAGAAGACCCUGACUACUAUCAGUACAACGUCCAAGCAGGCCCUUCUGAAACUGAUGAUGUCGAUGAAAAACUGCCCCUUUCGAAGUCUUUGCAAGGAAGCCAUCAYUCUUCGGAAGGCAACGAGGGAACAGAAAUGGAGGUGCCUGCAGAAGAUUCUACUCAACAUGUCCCUUCAGAAACAAGUGAGGACCCUGAAGUUGAGGUGACUAUUGAAGAUGAUGAUUACUCUCCACCCACCAAGAGACCAAAGAGCAACGAGCCUCCACAGCCGCCUGUUGCAGAGCCUGCAAAUGCCGGGAAGCGGAAAGUGAGGGAGUUCAACUUCGAGAAAUGGAAUGCGCGAAUUACUGAUCUACGUAAACAAGUUGAAGAGUUGUUUGAAAGAAAAUACGCUCAAGCAAUAAAAGCCAAAGGUCCGGUGACGAUCCCAUACCCUCUUUUCCAGUCUCAUGUUGAAGAUCUUUAUGUAGAGGGACUUCCCGAAGGAAUUCCUUUUAGAAGGCCGUCUACGUAUGGAAUUCCUCGACUCGAGAGGAUAUUGCUUGCAAAGGAAAGGAUUCGUUUUGUGAUCAAGAAACACGAGCUCCUGAACUCCACGCGGGAAGACCUGCAGCUCGACAAGCCCGCGUCCGGAGUCAAAGAAGAGUGGUAUGCCAGAAUCACUAAGCUAAGAAAGAUGGUAGAUCAACUUUUCUGCAAAAAGUUUGCUGAGGCCUUGGGGAGCACUGAAGCCAAGGCUGUACCGUACCAAAAAUUUGAGGCGCAUCCUAAUGACCUCUAUGUGGAAGGGCUACCAGAAAACAUUCCUUUUAGAAGUCCCUCUUGGUAUGGAAUUCCAAGGCUGGAGAAAAUCAUUCAAGUGGGAAAUCGGAUAAAAUUUGUUAUUAAAAGACCAGAACUGCUGACUCAUAGUACAACUGAAGUCACUCAGCCAAGAACCAACACUCCAGUCAAAGAAGAUUGGAAUGUUAGAAUUACCAAGCUACGGAAGCAAGUAGAAGAAAUUUUUAAUUUGAAAUUUGCUCAAGCUCUUGGACUUACAGAGGCAGUGAAAGUACCAUACCCUGUGUUCGAAUCCAACCCGGAGUUCCUCUAUGUGGAGGGUUUGCCAGAAGGAAUUCCCUUCCGAAGCCCCACCUGGUUUGGAAUUCCUCGACUUGAAAGGAUUGUCCGUGGGAGCAAUAAAAUUAAGUUUGUUGUUAAAAAACCUGAGCUGGUCGUUUCCUACCUGCCUCCUGGAAUGGCCGGCAAAGUAAAUACUAAAGCAUUGCAGUCCCCCAAAAGACCACGGAGCCCUGGGAGUAACUCAAAGGUUCCUGAAAUUGAGGUCACGGUGGAAGGCUCUAACAACAAUAACCCUCAGACCUCCGCCGUUCGAACUCCCACCCAGACUAAUGGCUCCAAUGUUCCCUUCAAGCCUCGUGGGAGAGAGUUUUCCUUUGAGGCCUGGAACGCCAAGAUCACGGACCUGAAGCAGAAAGUCGAGAAUCUUUUCAAUGAAAAAUGCGGUGAAGCUCUUGGCCUUAAGCAGGCGGUGAAGGUGCCAUUUGCAUUGUUCGAGUCUUUCCCGGAGGACUUCUAUGUGGAAGGCCUACCCGAGGGCGUGCCCUUCCGAAGGCCCUCUACCUUUGGCAUUCCGAGGCUGGAGAAGAUACUGCGCAACAAGGCCAAGAUCAAAUUCAUCAUUAAGAAACCAGAGAUGUUUGAGACGGCGAUCAAGGAGAGUACCUCCUCCUCCAAGAGCCCGCCCAGAAAAAUAAAUUCGUCGCCCAAUGUUAACACAACUGCGUCAGGUGUGGAGGAUCUGAACAUCAUUCAAGUGACAAUUCCAGAUGAUGACAAUGAGAGACUGUCAAAAGUUGAGAAAGCAAGACAGCUGCGCGAGCAAGUGAACGACCUCUUCAGUCGGAAAUUCGGCGAAGCUAUCGGCAUGGGCUUCCCUGUGAAGGUGCCCUACAGGAAGAUCACCAUCAACCCUGGGUGCGUGGUGGUGGAUGGCAUGCCCCCCGGGGUGUCCUUCAAAGCCCCCAGCUACCUGGAGAUAAGCUCCAUGAGGAGGAUCUUAGAUUCUGCUGAGUUCAUCAAGUUCACAGUCAUUAGGCCAUUUCCCGGACUCGUGAUUAAUAACCAGUUGGUUGAUCAGAACGAGUCAGAAGGCCCUGUGAUCCAAGAAUCAGCUGAGCCAAGCCAGUUGGAAGUACCAGCAACGGAAGAAAUUAAGGAGACUGACGGAAACUCUCAGAUCAAGCAAGAACCAGAUCCCACGUGGUAGACCUCUUCCCUCCCAGGCUUAAGGUGUCAGUGGUUGAGAAGAGCUUUUUGGACCUGUUACUGCCCCAAGCUGUGUAAUAUACUUGUAUAACAGAAAUACCUUCUAUACAAACCUUUUUUUCUACUUUUAGAUAGAAAUGUCUACUUUUUCAGCAGUUCUGUGAAUUGAAUUAAAGAGCAGAGUGACUGUAGAUUUGGAAUGGCUGGUUUACUUUGGAAUGUAUAUUAAGGAUUUCAGCAAUGCUGGGAACACGACAGGGAAAUGACAGGGACGACUCUCAGCAGAUGUUUGGACGUAUCCAGCAGAGCCUUCGGCGUGGUGUGUAUUUUCCAGUUGAGAGAAGAUAUCUCCUACGGGAACAUCUCAGCUUCUGCAUCGAAGAAAAUUCCUGUGAUAGUCAGUUCUUUAGUUUUUCUAUUGGAAGAAUCAUUUAAAUGCYCCUUGUUCACCGCUGUCCUUGAAGGCCGAGUGAAUAGUAGUCAUCUGUACAUUUGACUAGACCUUUUCCUAAGCUAUCUAUCAUGGUUCCUGCGUUUUUAUCAGAAUGAAGAGAACCACCGUGUGGACGCCUGACGGUCGGUGAGAGGCCCGGCGUGGGUGGACGGCCUGCAGAUCCCUCUUCCACCUCUACGCUUCGUCCAAAGCGUAGCCUGGGAGUCAGGGUUGGGUCUGAGCGCUCAGGCAAGCUGCGCCUCGGAAUCUGUGGCGUGGGCUGUCACCGUCUGUCAUUUUCUAAUUCUGCGUGGGACACUGAGGCACCAGUGGGCAGCAGGGCCAGCAGGUUGAUUGAUUCUGCACCCUUGCUAUUCUGCGCCAUACAUAGGAGAGUCCUGGUGUGUGGGGAGUUCAGACUGUGGGUCUCGAUGCCGGCUGUGGAGCUGGAGGCGGGGAGGCAUAGCGCUCUCUUUACUUAUCACGAUGUUCACAUGGAGAAUCAUAUACACGGUAGCAAAAUAGGCAUUUUUAUGUGUUACUUAUAUUUUACCUCAAAUUAAAUUGUAGAUAUAGGGUAAUAAAUAAAAUCCAUCCAUG